CUGUAUUACGUUGUCAAAUGUCAUGAUAGAUAUAACUUGUCAUAUUAUCCAAUUAUGUAUUUUCACUGGUCAAUUAGCCAAAAUGUAACGACAAAACGAUAUUUAUUUACCUAUAUUUACGAUAUUUACCUAUACUUACGAAAUAAAAUUACAAAAGUUUAACUUAAGACCUUCCUGCUACAACAGUAACAACUUUACCAAAUGAAUUAAAAUACAUUACUUGGUGGGAAAGCUAACAUUUUAACAAAUACUGAACAAAAGGAGCAAUGAAAUUCGUUCAAUUUGUUAAAAGGGAAAAUCCGAAUGAGAUUAGGGUUGGAUAUUUGCGUGGGGUUGGAGUGGUUGAAAUUUCCUGCAGGGAUUGUGCCAUGCCGCGUACUAUGCUAGAAAUAUUGAAGCAUGAUGUAGCUGAAAAAAUUAUCCACGUACCACAAAACAAUCCAGACGUUAUACCCUUGAAUAGCGUAGUACUAAUAGCGCCUAUCACUGGAGUAGACAAGGUGUUAGGCGUCGCCUAUAACUACUCAGAUCAGUGCGAAGAACUUGGAGCGGAAGAGCCUCGUGUGCCGUGUUUCUUCAGCAAAUUUCCCAGUACUAUCAUUGGACCGAACCAGGCUGUGAGAAUCAGACCUGUUUGUGAAAAAGCGGGCUGGCAAUUAGAUCUAGCCGUUGUGAUAGGAAAGAAAGCGAGUUCUGUAAAAGCGGAUCACGCUCACAAGUACAUAUUCGGAUAUACUCUAGCCCAGGAUAUUACUGAAAGAGAUUGGCUGCAAAAUCAGAAUGGCACACAGUUUUUGCUUGGGAAGUCACAAGACACAUUUUGUCCUUUGGGGCCCUACAUCAUGUCGUCAGAUGAGGCUGGAAAUGUGGAUAACCUGACAAUGGUAUGCAGUGUGAACGGAGAGGUAAAGCAGAAAAGCAACACUUCUCAAAUGAUACACAAGAUACCGGCUCUUAUAGAGAGGAUAUCUACUGUCAUGACGCUAUACCCUGGCGAUAUCAUCAUGACCGGUACGCCGGGCGGAAUUGGGGGUGCGCGCGAUCCCCCAGAGUACCUAAAACCGGGCGACGUAAUACGAAGCGAAAUAGAAAACAUCGGUAUAUUGACAACAAAAGUGGUUCAGUUUUGAUAUUGUAAUAAAAGUGUUUUGCAAGAA
Molecule: messenger RNA, 1157 nt
Organism: Spodoptera frugiperda (fall armyworm)
Lineage: Eukaryota; Metazoa; Arthropoda; Insecta; Lepidoptera; Noctuidae
Product: fumarylacetoacetate hydrolase domain-containing protein 2-like
Exons: 5
Coding region: 267-1130 (287 amino acids)
Molecular function (GO): hydro-lyase activity
Source: RefSeq, a predicted model, not a curated record